CCCUUUACCUGUCAAGUGUUAAUAAAAAAAAAGCUGCCUUGAGAAAAGAUUCUUGUCGGAUUUUACGAUUUUUUCCGGCAUAAUAUGUGUUUAGAUAUUUUCGUUUAAAGUACACAUUUAUUAGGAAAUUAAAAAACAUAUAUAGUACAGUGUCUGCAAAAUGAUACACAGCUUGUUUAUAAUAAAUCCAUCUGGGGAUGUGUUUCUUGAGAAACACUGGCGAAGUGUUAUACCAAGAUCAGUCUGUGACUAUUAUUUAGAAGCUCAGCGAGCUUCUCCUAAUGAUGUGCCACCAGUUUUAGCAGCACCUCAUCACUAUUUAAUAUCCAUACAAAGAGGCGGCGUAGCUCUUGUUGCAGUCAGCAAGCAGGAAGUUGCCCCUCUCUUUGUUAUAGAAUUUCUACACAGAGUUGUUGAUACUUUCCAGGAUUACUUUUCAGAUUGUACAGAGACAAUCAUUAAAGAAAAUUAUGUGGUUGUUUAUGAGUUGUUGGAUGAAAUGUUGGAUAAUGGUUUUCCAUUGGCUACUGAGAGCAAUAUACUCAAAGAAUUGAUUAAACCACCAAAUAUUUUAAGAACUAUAGCAAACACAGUUACAGGAAAAUCAAAUGUGUCAUCUAUAUUACCAUCCGGUCAGUUAUCAAAUGUGCCUUGGCGUCGUUCUGGUGUGAAAUAUGCAAAUAAUGAAGCAUACUUUGAUGUUGUUGAAGAAGUUGAUGCGAUUAUAGAUAAAAGUGGUGUAACAGUUUCAGCAGAAAUACAAGGAUAUAUUGACUGCUGCAUCAAAUUAAGUGGUAUGCCAGAUCUGACAUUAACAUUUGUAAAUCCGAGGUUAUUUGAUGAUGUUUCAUUCCAUCCUUGUGUGAGGUUCAAACGAUGGGAGUCGGAAAGAAUAUUAUCUUUCAUUCCGCCCGAUGGUAACUUUAGAUUGAUGUCCUACCAUAUUGGAUCACAAAGUGUCGUAGCCAUUCCUAUUUACGUCCGGCAUAAUCUUACUUUACGUUCAAACGGUGAUCAAGGCAGGUUAGACUUGACUGUUGGACCAAAGCAAACUAUGGGACGGACAUUAGAAAACGUAGCGUUAGAAAUUUGUAUGCCUAAAUGUGUGUUGAAUUGCUCUCUGACAGCCAAUCAAGGAAAAUACUCAUACGAUCCAGUCAGUAAAGUACUUUUAUGGGAUAUAGGAAAGAUUGAACUUCCCAAACUACCAAAUAUCAGAGGAUCUGUAUCUGUAGCAGCGGGGGCGGACACGUCAGGUGCAAAUCCAAGCAUAAAUGUGCAUUUCACAAUUCCUCAACUAGCUGUGAGCGGACUCAGAGUUAGCAGACUCGAUAUGUAUGGAGCUAAAUACAAGCCAUUCAAAGGUGUCAAAUAUAUCACAAAAGCGGGCAAGUUUCAUGUGAGAAUGUGAUUGGAAAAUAAUGGCGAUGGCCUGUGAAUUUUUAAAUCAAGUCACAAUUCCACUUAUUACUGACCUCUAUAAAUAUCCUCUGGAUAGGUCAGGCUUUCGCGUAGUUCAGAUUUAAGAGCCAGUUGGUGUUAUUAAUUCUGUUUCUAAUAUUAGUUUGAAUUUCUAAAACUGUUACCAAAACGGAGAAAAUCAAAGAGGCACAAAAUACCACGGGUCAUAGCCUGUCCAGUAUAGAGGUGAUUGUUGUUUAUUCUCUUGCUGCCAACUCGUGUUCGAAACAGAUUAAAAUAUCAUUAUGCUAUAAAUAUUGUCAUCAUGUGACAUACGAAAUACAUUAUUUGGUUUAUCAUUGUACCAGCAUAUUGUUUAAAAACUUACUAUAUCUUAUAUAUUAAAACGUUUUUUUUUUGUAAG
Papilio machaon (common yellow swallowtail) is the source of this 1825-nucleotide messenger RNA. RefSeq names its product AP-3 complex subunit mu-1 (gene carmine). Gene Ontology annotation, cellular component: clathrin adaptor complex; cytoplasmic vesicle. Gene Ontology annotation, biological process: intracellular protein transport; endocytosis. NCBI's taxonomy places the organism in Eukaryota, Metazoa, Arthropoda, Insecta, Lepidoptera, Papilionidae. The transcript has 10 exons. Bases 161 to 1411 code for a protein of 416 amino acids. The record is from RefSeq and is a predicted model, not a curated record.